Corticium candelabrum is the source of this 1267-nucleotide messenger RNA. Its product is annotated as solute carrier family 35 member B1-like. Gene Ontology annotation, cellular component: Golgi membrane; endoplasmic reticulum membrane. The coding region runs from base 150 to 1106 and encodes 318 amino acids. Gene Ontology annotation, biological process: UDP-galactose transmembrane transport. NCBI's taxonomy places the organism in Eukaryota, Metazoa, Porifera, Homoscleromorpha, Homosclerophorida, Plakinidae. Gene Ontology annotation, molecular function: UDP-glucose transmembrane transporter activity; UDP-galactose transmembrane transporter activity. The record is from RefSeq and is a predicted model, not a curated record. The transcript is spliced from 8 exons.
ACGCGUUUGUGUACACGUGUACACAGAACCACAGGACCAAUCAGAUUCUUCCUCGUGUACAACUAUUCAACCAAUUGGACUGCUAUUCGUUGCAUAAGGAAGAUCGUUUCCCAUCGUCAUUGUAUGACGUUUACGCUGGUAGACGAACCAUGUGGGAUACCAUCGGCGAAAAAUCAAAGUUGACGGUCUGUUUUGUGGGCAUCUUCGUUUCCUACUUGCUUUACGGCGUCGUACAAGAGAAAGUAACACGUGGCAAGUAUGGAGAGGGAGAAAAUGCUGAACGGUUUACAUUUACACUCGCACUUGUGUGUAUUCAAUGUAUUAUCAAUGCAGUAUUUGCAAAACUAGUGACGUCAGUGAUCGGUGCUGGUAAAACCACCACUCCUUGGUCUUUAUUUACUCAGUGCUCUGUUUCGUAUAUGGGAGCCAUGCUGGCAAGCAACUGGAGCCUCAAAUAUGUCACGUAUCCAACACAGGUACUUGGAAAGUCGUGCAAACCAAUACCUGUGAUGCUACUGGCUGUGAUUUUGGGUAAGAAAAGAUAUCCAUGGACAAAGUACAUUGUCGUUCUCCUGAUUGUCAGUGGAGUGGCUCUGUUUCUCUACAAAGAUAGUCACCAUCGUCCUCAUGGAAGUACUUCCAACUUGUUUGGCAUCGGAGAGAUGUUGCUGUUCUUAUCACUGUUUCUUGAUGGCAUCACUGGAGUGAUACAGGACAAAAUGAAAACACAGAAAACUCAUCCUCUUCAUAUCAUGCUUUAUCUUAAUAUUUGGUCCAUAUUUCUUUUGGGAAUCGGUUUACUGCUUACUGGUGAAGGAAUCCAAGCAGUUUACUUUAUCAUUCGGCAUCCUGAAGUUAUGAUUCAUUUAGUUCUCUUUGGUUUGACAAGUGCAAUAGGACAGGUAUUCAUAUUCGUGACAAUCACAACAUUUAGUCCUCUAACGUGUUCCAUCAUCACAACAACUCGAAAAUUCUUCACCAUCCUCGUAUCAGUUGUCAUGUUUGCCAAUCCUCUUCUGUCUCAUCAAUGGCUCGGCGUCUUUCUCGUCUUCUUAGGCCUCGGACUUGAGAAUGUGAUAGGAAAGAAACAAACAAGUAAUAGGUGAUCGAAGAACAAAAAUACUAGCUGUAGCUACAUGUUGUAUCUGAGUAGUAUUUUUUUGAUGUUCCACAGUAGUUGCCAACAAGAUGGUAUUUCUCUCUUCACUAGACUGUUACGUGACAAGAAAGAUAUUAAAUAUAUGAUAAAUAUAGAACAAUAGAUAAA